Messenger RNA from Paralichthys olivaceus (Japanese flounder), 2086 nucleotides. The record is from RefSeq and is a predicted model, not a curated record. NCBI's taxonomy places the organism in Eukaryota, Metazoa, Chordata, Actinopteri, Pleuronectiformes, Paralichthyidae.
GCUGAAUGGACAAACGAAACCCAUCUCACACAGAGGAGCAAAAUUUACAGCGCUGUGGCGUUGUCUGCAGUCAGUGGUCAGGUGCUGUGGAGGAAGGUCAUGGCGGAGUCUGUGAUGUGCAUCCAGUGUGGUCUGCAGUACAGCUCGCAGCCGUCGCCUGUGUGUCUCCUCAUCAGCAAAUCCAUCCUCAUGGCAGUCAACGGCACCACAGGGAAGAAUUUGUCGUCAGUCCAGAUGAAGAACAUUGAAUCCCAGGCGGUGUUACUUCCAGACCUGCAGGGCGACUCAGUCCCGGAUCUGCUCAUCGCCACCCUGCCUGCAGAUGAGGCCUUGGAUCUGUCCCUGACUUUGAUCUCUGGACUGACGGGGGCGCAGCUCGGACGUCCCGUGCCGUUCAACCUCACUGGACAAGGAAAGCUGAUCGGCCCUCUGCUGCACGAAACACAGAAAGGGGCCUUUUACAUUCUGUUUGGACUCGGGAACGUGGAGGCCAUCUCUCUGCGUGACAUUUACAUCCGUGCCACUGGGAAAAUGCCCGUAACACAAGCUCUUAGAAUCAAAGAUCCGAAGUGGGAGGAGCUCAGGAAAACCAAUUCCUCGUCCUUCAUAGACAUUUACAGGGGAUCCGAGCAUGUGGAGUUCAUGCUUCCCCUUGUGGCCGGGUUUGGCAACAACCGCAACGCCCUGGACACAGUUUCGAACCUGAACUCCACCAGAAGCGACUGGGUGCUGGUGUACGGCUCCAGCAAACUGUCUGUCCUCAGGCAGAGGGACAUGCACAAGAAAUGGACCUUCAGCUCACCCCCCAUCCACAGCCAACCUGCCGCGGGACACUUCAGCGACGAUGGAGUCCUUGAUCUGUUCUUUCAACAUGCAGCAAACGGUGUGAUGGAGGCACAGGUCAUCGAUGGAGCAACCGGGGUUCUUCUCUGGUCCGCAGAGUUUGUGUGUCCUCGACUCGUUUUGCAAACUUCUGCAAUUUCCACCUCGACUGGCCAAUCAGCUUUCCUCUUUUGGGCUAGCGAACCCAUCAACGCACUGAAGAAUGUUAGCAAGACAACCGUGGCGCCUGGUGUCGCCGCAGCAGAGCCGCUCAUCAGAAAGCUCUUCCUGCUGCAUCCUGUGUAUCCCACAAUCCUGCUGGAGCUCGCCAGUACCACAGACACCACAGUCACCUCCGCAGUGAGUUAUCAGGAGCAUCUGAAAGACGCCUCCUACAUCACCGUGUCCUCCCGGCCCACGCCCGACUCCGAGCCCAGCGCUCGGAUAGUGAAGCGCAUGAGCCUGAGAGCCGCGAUCAUCAAAGCACAAAUUGUGAGACUGGGGGAAAGCAACAAGACGGGCACAUCCACCAAAACCGACGCGUUCGAGGUCAAGACGUUCUUCCGGUGUCUGUCCUUCAAGCGUCAGUGACGAGUCACCGUGGUUACCCCGCGUCACAUGAAGCGGUACGACUGAGAGGAAGCUCAUGUUACGAUGAAAGGGAGGAAAUCUGUGGAUAAGCUCUGCACAAGGACACGAUAAGAAUCCAUCUGAGGCUGUUCACAGGCUUCUUACUAAGUUCACUUCUGCCGCCUGAUCAAGAGACUUGUUUGAGUUUUGCUUUUAUUGUUUUGGUUCAGAUGAUGUUUGGAGAAUGAAAACGCUUAUUUAAACUAUUUAAUUCAGCCUGCACAGUUUAAUUGAAUGUUUCUGAUGUGGAUGGCAGGACAUUUACUUUGAACAGUAGUUUAUUACUGACUGAAGAACAUUUUAAUGUGUUUACAGUGUGCAUCACUUCUUCAUCUCCCUCCUCCGAGGCCAGUAUAUUCCUGUGGUGUAAUCCUCAUGUGUUUUGUCAUAUAAGCCUUUAACAGUGUUCUUUUUGUUCAUCAAUAACUUUAGAAGUAUAGGGAGUCUGUAAAUAUUUAAUCCUGUACAGUAUUUAUUGAUUUGCUUUACUGUUUUGAAAUGUUUUUGUUGGGUUGAUCCUGUCAGAUUUCGUAUGGUUAUAUAAUCAACCACUGCUUAUUUUGUGGCUGCUAAAAGGUACGAGAUUAAAUGUGAGCCGCAAACCUCACAUACGGCAAGAGAAAGUAUGAAAAUC